Messenger RNA from Mustela erminea (ermine), 2711 nucleotides. It is a transcript of the gene NELFB, whose product is annotated as negative elongation factor complex member B. The record is from RefSeq and is a predicted model, not a curated record. Gene Ontology annotation, cellular component: nucleus; NELF complex. Bases 219 to 2012 code for a protein of 597 amino acids. The transcript has 13 exons. Gene Ontology annotation, biological process: negative regulation of transcription elongation by RNA polymerase II. Lineage: Eukaryota; Metazoa; Chordata; Mammalia; Carnivora; Mustelidae.
GACGCGGCCUCGCAGGACGGAAGUGGGCGGCCACGGCUCCGGCGGAGCCGCGCUGCCGGCGGGACCUGGCGGAGCUGGAGGGCGCCGGGGAGCGGAGCGCGGGCGGCCCCCGAGGCCCGAGCGAGCGGACGCCGGGGGCGCCUGCGGCGGGCGCGGCGGCGCCGGGGGAGCGCGGCGGGGAUGGGGCGCCGGGCCGCGCGGGGGCCGCGGCCUCGGCCAUGUUCGCGGGGCUGCAGGACUUGGGCGUGGCCAACGGCGAGGACCUGAAGGAGACGCUGACCAACUGCACGGAGCCGCUCAAGGCCAUCGAGCAGUUCCAGACGGAGAAUGGCGUACUGCUGCCCUCCCUGCAGUCCGCCCUGCCGUUCCUGGACCUGCACGGGACGCCGCGGCUGGAGUUCCACCAGUCGGUGUUCGACGAGCUGCGGGACAAGCUGCUGGAGCGCGUGUCGGCCAUCGCCUCGGAGGGCAAGGCCGAGGAGAGGUACAAGAAACUGGAGGACCUCCUGGAAAAGAGCUUUUCCUUGGUGAAGAUGCCGUCCCUGCAGCCGGUGGUGAUGUGCGUAAUGAAGCACCUGCCCAAGGUUCCGGAGAAGAAGCUAAAGCUGGUGAUGGCCGACAAGGAGCUUUACCGGGCCUGUGCGGUGGAGGUGAAGCGGCAGAUCUGGCAGGACAACCAGGCCCUGUUCGGGGACGAAGUGUCCCCGCUGCUGAAGCAGUACAUCCUGGAGAAGGAGAGUGCGCUUUUCAGCACAGAGCUCUCCGUCCUGCACAACUUCUUCAGCCCUUCCCCGAAGACAAGACGCCAGGGCGAGGUGGUGCAGAAGCUGACGCAGAUGGUGGGGAAGAACGUGAAACUGUACGACAUGGUGCUGCAGUUCCUGCGGACGCUGUUCCUGCGGACGCGCAACGUGCACUACUGUACCCUGCGGGCCGAGCUGCUCAUGUCCCUGCAUGAGCUGGACGUCGGGGACAUCUGCUCUGUGGACCCCUGCCACAAGUUUACCUGGUGCCUGGACGCCUGCAUCCGUGAGCGCUUCGUGGACAGCAAGAGGGCCCGGGAGCUGCAGGGGUUUCUGGACGGAGUGAAGAAGGGGCAGGAGCAAGUCCUGGGGGACCUGUCCAUGAUCCUGUGUGACCCCUUUGCCAUCAACACGCUGUCACUGAGCACUGUCCGCCACCUGCAGGAGCUGGUCGGCCAGGAGACGCUGCCCAGGGACAGCCCAGAUCUCCUCCUGCUGCUCAGGCUGCUGGCCCUGGGCCAGGGGGCGUGGGACAUGAUCGACAGCCAGGUCUUCAAGGAGCCCAAGAUGGAGGUGGAGCUCGUGACCAGGUUCCUGCCCAUGCUCAUGUCCUUCGUGGUGGACGACCACACCUUCAACGUGGAUCAGAAGCUCCCGGCCGAGGAGAAGGCCCCCAUCUUGUACCCAAACACGCUUCCGGAGAGUUUCACCAAGUUCCUGCAGGAGCAGCGCAUGGCCUGUGAGGUGGGACUCUACUACGUGCUGCACGUCACCAAGCAGAGGAACAAGAACGCGUUGCUCCGCCUGCUGCCAGGGCUCGUGGAGACCUUCGGUGACCUGGCCUUUGGUGACAUCUUCCUGCACCUGCUCACGGGGAACCUGGCGCUACUGGCGGACGAGUUCGCCCUGGAGGACUUCUGCAGGAGCCUCUUUGACGGCUUCCUCCUCACAGCCUCGCCCAGGAAGGAGAGCGUGCAGCGGCACGUGCUGCGGCUCCUCCUCCACCUGCACCACCGGGUGGCGCCGUCCACGCUGGACGCCUUGCGCAAGGCGCUGGAGCCCACAGGCCAGAGCGGAGAGGCGGUGAAGGAGCUUUACUCCCAGCUGGGAGAGAGGCUAGAGCAGCUGGAGCACCGGAAGCCCAGCCCGGCCCAGGCCACGGAGACGCAGGCGCUGGAGCUGCCCCUCCCGGCUGUGUCCACUCCCGCUGGGCUGGGAGGCUUCCCGGGGGCUGCUCAGGACCGGGCCGGGCCCCUGGCGGGUCUGUGACGUUGGCUGGCCAGUAGGCGUUCCCCUGGACUUGGAGUGUUGGGACCCUGUCUCUCCCGAAGGCAGAAGGGCUGCUCGUGGGCUGGGCUGGCUGGAGCCGGGCACUCUCCGCCCCGGACGGCCUAUGCUGGGCAGCCUGCUGCUGGGCCUCAGCCCCACCCUGACCUGGGUCCUGGGGCCCGUGUUUGCUCCUUGGAGGCCCUUGGCUGCUUCCCUGGAGGACAGCGCUGGGUGUGAUGGACCCAGCUGGCUCCUCGAAGUCACUCCCAGGCUGUGGGGAGCUUCCGGCCUGUUCCUGCCUCAUGGUGUGAGUUUCCGCUUCUGUAGGGAAGACAGACUGGCUGCAGUUGUUAUUAGGAAAAAGCUACCUUUUUUCCACGGGAGAGGGCAGGGGGACCCAAGCCUGAGGGAAGGGGCGGGCCCAGCUCCGUGGGCCCAGAUCAGCCAGUGCUCUGCUGGGUGCGGGCAUCUGCCGAUGGGAUCGUCUGCUCUGGGAGCGCCCGAGUGUUUCACGGGACGGUGUGGCCGGUCCACAGCUCCACAGGGAAGCGGCCGGCAGCACCCUGUGUCGCUGAGGAACAGCUGCCUCAGUUUACCCCGGAGCGGUGAGCUCCUUGCUCAGCCGCACCAUCUUGGUCAUGUGCAAGCUGUUGCGCACUGUGAGCCUUCACGUAUGUAAAUAAAAGGUGUUUGGGUAAA